CUACUGGCAACACUGAGUACCUGAGUUAUUUUAUUAUUUUUAUGUUGGCGGUCUACUAACUUAAUACCCAAAAAGAUAGCUAAAAUGUCACUUGUCAUUUCUGUCAACUUUCUUUACAUGGCUGUUGCCGAAUCCACCACGUGUGUGGAAAAUAGAUUUGUUGAAUUUUGAGUGUAAAUACGUGAAUAAAAAAUGCCUUUAGCGAUUGAUUUGCUUCAUCCCUCGCCCGAAAAACAGAGGAGGGCACACAAAAAGAAGAGAUUGGUUCAACACCCCAAUAGUUAUUUUAUGGAUGUAAAGUGCCCAGGUUGCUAUGCCAUCUCAACAAUUUUCUCACAUGCACAGUCAGCUGUCCCAUGCAAGGGGUGUUCCACAAUCCUGUGCACAUCAACGGGUGGUAAAGCUCGACUCACUGAAGGAUGCAGUUUCAGGCGUAAACAAUAUUGAAAUGUUUUAUAAAGUUAAAUUAAUGUACCUUUAAGUUACGUUUUCUAAAUAUACGCUCUGACUGUGUCCAAACAGUAUUCCA
Molecule: messenger RNA, 529 nt
Organism: Acanthoscelides obtectus
Lineage: Eukaryota; Metazoa; Arthropoda; Insecta; Coleoptera; Chrysomelidae
Source: the annotation of a GenBank genome assembly